AUUUCGGUAAGAAGAAUCACCAGCAACACUAAACCACAGUAUCCACUUUAUCCACAGGAGUAGUGGGAAGUGAACAGAUGGUAAAUAAAAUACAAGGCACGACCGAGGUGGAAAAAACAGUGUAGUCUGAAAUCAUUUAUGGAAGUAUAGAAUUCAAUGAAAAAUUUAUUCAAAAUGCAAUUUUACAACCAGCUUUUCCUUGUUAUUACAACCUGCUUAUUCCUAACAUUCACUGUCAGCCAAUCAAAAAAGGUAAGUCCAGAUGGAUGAACUGUAUUGUCAUUGAAAACUAAAAAAGAGUAGACUAAACUUAGACUAAUCUAGGACUAGUACUACCUAUACGGCUAUAGUCUAUAUGAAAUUUAGUAAGUUACUCUGGUCUUUAAGUAUAGUGUAGGAUAUAUGAUAUAGUGAUUAUUCACAGAGCUGUGCGGAUAACGCUCGCCGUUAUUCACAGAUUUCGGUCUGCCAAUAACGCUCAACAUUAUUCAGAAUGUGAUAAAUUAAAUUAUGAAUAUAAAAUACAAAGUUCGUGUGAAAACAUCUCCUCGGUAGUAUAGUGGUCAGUAUCUCCGCCUGUCACUCGGCGGACAUAGGUUCGAUUCCUUGUCGGGGAAGCUUCAUUUUUAUAAAUAAAAUUUAAAAAAAAAAUAUAUAUUUAAUGGUUAUUUCGUAGUGUUAUAUUAUAAUAAUAUUCUUCAUAUAGCUUUCUUAUUCUGUUCACAUAGUUUUAUUAUUAUUUUCAUGUAGUUUUGUUACUUAUUCUACAAGUUUCAAUCUAUUUUGUUAGAAUGUUCAUUCCAGUUUCGUCAAAAAACUGUAAACAACAUGGACAUGCAGAUGAGCCGCAUAAACCAUGUUUAAGUCAGAUACAGCUGUUCUAACUGUACAUUGACAUUGUGAUAUACUUUUAGCUCUUUUGACUGUUUAAUUUUCUUUAUAUAAUUCCACUCAUAGACUUUAACAUCCAUUUGUUUUUCUCUAAUAAACAAAUACUUAUUAAUAACUUACUUAUUAAAAUAUUUUAGAUCUCAGAGUUGUGUAUUAAUGUUUAGCUUAAAAAAUAUGUCACGUUUUAUUUGUUUCAUUUUAUUUUCUAAUAAGUAUCAUAAGUAGGGACACAAUAUACCGCUCCAGAAAUAGUUGAAAUAACAUUUAGUGAUGACAAUGAAAGGAACAUACCGGUACCGUACUUAAAACACAUCAAUAUCAUUGACAUCAACAAUUUUAGCUCUUGUAAAAAAAAUGUUGAUAAUUGAAACAAAAAGCCAUACUGCCACUGUUGUAACUAUGGGUCUAAAUACAAAAAAAGCAUACAAAAAUUAAUUGGAACCCUGCUGGUCGUAGGAUGCAUUGCGAGUCUUUGGGAAGUAAAGUUCCCUUGGGGCAAUUGAAGUUUGAGUGUAUGGCCAGCGCAAUAACCAGCCAGCUUUACUUUUCCCCAGCUAAGGCCAGAGCUGGGUAGACUUAGGGACACCCUCAAGGAUCAGGAAAAAAUACUAGCCUUAAACAGGAUUAGAUUCUGUUAUUAUCGAUGUAGGGCCUAUAUGCCCCUCCCCGUCUCUCACAUGGCCGCCUGAUGGAGACACCUCUCUGCAUCAUAACACUGUUGCGCGGCAUGUCAACUAUUUCUGUCAGAACAUUUCUGGACUACGUGAUAUAUCAUAGUGCUUUUAAAAAAAAACUAAACGAUAUCCUAUCAAGCUUUGACAUCAUUUAAAGACAUCUCUACAAUGGGUGAAAGUGAGUCUACAUGAAGAAUACCGGUACCAUUUUUAUUACUGGUAUAACAUUUAAUAGGAAAUACCAGAAAAUUAGCUAUGUCUAGGAGUAGGAGGUUUGACUGGAUCUAUUAGUAACACUCUAUAGGUCGAACAUGUUGGCCCCUAACAGAGCAGAUGUAGGCACAAUUAAUUGUCCUAUAUCCAAUAUAUAGGCUAUAGUUAGGCCUAUUAAAUUUUUUAAAUUUAAUUUGUGCAUAGCUUCGGUUAUGAAAUGUGCUUGUGCCAUACUCAUUAAAGAUUCUUUAAAGAUCCAAAUAUCCUACACUACUUAAAAUUACACCCCCACCCUGCCUUGGAAUGUGAUAUAGAAAUUUGCGUACUUAUAGGAUAAUUUCUGUCUCAUUAUAGACCCACUAAUUAUCACCCAAUAAUAAAUUUGUAUGCGCACAUGGGCGCCCGCAGUUAGGGUUUGAUUUGAUUGGCUGGACUACCAAUAGCUCUCUAGAAGCUAUUGGUAGUUCAAUACAAAUAGCUCCCUGCCCUAACUAGAAGCUAUAGGUAGUAAACUACCAAUAGACACUUUCUUUUUGAUAGUUUUGAAUUAGGCCUAUAAUUAUAAACUUGUAUUAAGUUCAUUACAUUGACUGAUUUUUGCAUGCAAUAUCAGAAUCAGGUAAAAAAAAAUGUGUUCAAAUUGCCAUUAAAAUAAAUUAAAUAUCAAUUAAUAGCCCCUUUUUUAUGCAGCUACAAUGUAGCCUACUUUCUAAAAUAAUUUCCGAAAAUUCAGGCAUUUUUUAAAUCAAUUUUAGGCACGUUAAAGAUCUAGAAAACAUAAACAAAAGUUAAUCUUAAGCUCCUCAGAUGUCAAGGUUCUAUGAUAGUUUGCAAGUCCAUGUUCUUAUAUGCUGAACAAAAAAUAAAAUGACAUAAAGGAAAUAACUCUACUUUGAAUAGUAGAUUUCCUGACUUUUAAAACUGGACCACAACAAAACCAGUUAUAUUUACAUUUCAUUUUCAUUGAAUGUUAAGUUUAUAGAGACAAACUCUCUCACUGUUCUUUUUAAAUGUCAUAUUAUGCAAGCAACUGUACAUGUGAUGCAAAAUUUGUUUAAAAUUAAUUAAUUAUAUAUAUGGGUAUUUAUUAAAAAUUUAACCCUUUAUACUAAGUAUCAUUAAUUGCUCUUCAUAUAUUUAUGUAAUUUGAAACAUGGUUUAAAAUAUUUAAUAAAUUACUAACACGUUUUUUAGAUAAAAGUUUGAAAAAUAAAAUAUCUUAAAUAGGUCAAACGAAGUCUGCGGUGGGUAACAUCAGAUCAUGCACUCAGAUACCUGACGACAGAAAUGUCCACUAUGGAAGACUUCAAAUCUAGCAUAUUAAAGCCAAUGCUUAUAGAGAGGGUUUCUGGGACAGAGGGAAAUCUUAAAGUUCAAAGGGUAAGUUAAAAUAAAUUUAUAAAAUUCAUCAAGAUUUUAGUAUACUAGGACAGGAUUUUUGCUUGCGCAGCAAUACUUUUUGUUACAUUAGACAUAACUGGUAUAAAUUGGUUCUUAUAUCUAGAAAUUAAAAAAAAAAAAAAUAAUAAUAUUUGAGUAUUUAAGUAGAGUGGGAUACAGUUUUGGUAUUGUUAAACUUUAAAUAUUUUACCCAUCAUGUCCGAUAGUUUAAUUUAACAUCAAAAUGCAAUGUACUUUAGCCAUUUUUGAGGCUGAAAUCGAUGCAUUUCAAUAAACUCUCACAGGAUGCAUAUUUCUGUUAUAGAAAAAAUAUGUCAAAAUCGACAUCGAUAUUAGACUGUUAGUGGAUAACUCUAAUUUACAAACUCAAAAAAUUGAAAUAUUCACAGAAUAUUACUAUAGAAUAAAACAAGGAGUUCUGCUGUCUACGAAGUAUAGCAUAUAACUAAUAUUACUAAUAACAUCACAACAUUCUCAACAGUGUACUUUGAUACCACAAAGUCAGUGCCAGAUGGAUACUGUAAAUGUUGUCUGAUGAAAUGAAAAAUGUUGCAGUUCAUAGAAAUUUUAUUACAUCAUUGUGUUCCUAAGAAGAAAAGGCAGUUCUUAGAACUCUUCCCUUAGGCAUCAUUUUAAAAAAAAAAAUCAAACUGCAGGCUUGGUCUGGGAAGAUCAUGUUGCUUUGUUUUAAAAAAAAUAAAAUUAUGUAUGUAUUUUUACGACUGACAUUCUUAACAAAGGAGCAGAUAUUAAUUCUAAAUAUAACAUUGAAAUUCUUACUACUUAACAAAGAAGAAUCAAAUGGAUUAAAAUAAGAAAUGCAACACUUCAUCAACACAACAUUGGGCCUCAGACAAGGGAGUGAUAAAAGCCUAGACUUAAUGGCCUUGUGUUGGGUUAUAUUCCCAAAAUUGAAGGGCCACCAUUGCUGUGAUCAACAGUUAGAUUCUGCUGUGAGAAAAUGGUUUAAAGGAAAUUUAAAUUUUUUAAGGACUGAUUUUGAAAAUAGCACAAUUUUUCCUUAAGUGUAUUGAAGUUUAUUAUAAUUGUUGGUGUAUUUCAUAUGAAAUAUCUUUUACAAUUAAUUUUGUAUUUAAGUGCGGACACAGCUUAUUAGCCUGUCCUCAAAAGUAUAUAACAGAAGUUCUCAAAAGAUUUUCCUCAUAACACCCUUUUAAUUGCUAUAAUGCUUUCACAUUUUAAGUUUAUAUCAAAAUUCCAAUUAACCAGGUACUGGAUUAAAAUGUGCUGUUUAUGACAUAAUUUUACAUUUUAAAUUUUUUCAAAUUGGGUUGAGCUGCUCAUUUCUCAUUAAUGACUGAAUUAAACCAAUGAAAUCAAUUUUAUUUGAUUGUUACAUUUUGUUUACCUUAGCACAUAACAUCCUUUCUGAGAAAUCUUGGUUGGUCUGUGGAAGAAGACAAGUUUAAAGAUUCUACACCUUAUGGAGACAAAGAGUUCACAAACAUUAUUGCAACAUUUGACUCUACAAAGCCAAGGAAAGUUAUCCUAGCUUGUCAUUUUGAUUCAAAGUAUUUUGAAAAAGGAAAGUAAGUACUUGCUACACAUUAAUUUUGAUGGAUCAAAUUGGUUAUAAUGUUGUUUUAUCAAUAUAAACUGUAAUAAAAGUAUAUGUAAACAGUGUAAUCACAUGAUGUAUAUUUAUUAGAAUUUUCCAAUAAAUCCUUUCACUUUACAUAAUUUUAAAACACCUGUGUUCAGUUCUAAGUCAGGAUUAAGUCGUUCUUCAGGAUUAAAUACCUUUGAAUGUCUAAUCUGGGGAAUAGGUUUGUUGCUGCAACCGAUUCAGCAGUGCCUUGUGCUGUGCUCUUGGAGACUGCGCGCCAGUUGGACUGUUUACUGAAGAAAGGGUCUAAAGAAAAGAGCUCAGUAUGUACGCCAUGUAGUAAUUGUUUAGGUUUGCAGUAGUCUAAAUAUUAACAUGUUCACAAUAAAAUUUAAAAAAAGAAAAGAUUUCAGUUUGAGAUAAAAAUCAUGUUUCAAGCUCUCAGUUAUUUCAAUGAGUCAAACACUUUACUUAUCUUAUUGUUAUUUUGGAGUUUUGUAAAAAGGCAAUAGAAAUAUUUUUGCUUGCAUGUUCCUUAAUUUCUGUGCUACUUAAUUUACUUUAUGGUUAAAGUGCUACUUCAUAUUCCUCCGUAACAACUACAUUUCUUGACAUAAUUGACCUAUCCCCUAGUGAUUUCUUUCUAUUUAUCAUUCUAUUGUUCUCCCCAUUCUUUUCUCUAAACAUUUAUUUGAGGCUGACUUCUGCAGUGCAUAACUCAAAACUCUUCUGAAAUUUUCAUUUUCAAGUCUCGUUUUUUUACCUUUAUGGACUACACUUUUCUCCUUGCAAAGUUUCCUGUUUAGAAAAAAAGAUUUCUUAAAUUUAAAUUUAACAUGUCCAGUUUUAAAAAAAAAUGAUUUCUUGUUGUCACUUUCUUCAAUGAUAGUUUGAAGCCAAUGUUAUUAUGUUUUCCUACAUUCAAGCUAUUCCAAGUUAUUUUUAUUUUAUUUUUUUAAAAAUUGUUAAGUGUCUACCCACACAAUGUUUUCAUCUCUUUACUUACUGUAAACUGUAAAUUUACUUACUGUAAACUGUAAAGGACAGAAUGCAUUACUAACGGCAUAAUUUUAAAAUUAGUGUGAUUAGCUUCUGUUGAAUGGUUUGAGUCAACCCAUGACAAAACUUUCAUUUAUUUAUAUCAGUGACACAACUUUCAUUUAUUUAUAUCAGUGACACAACUUUCAUUUAUUUAUAUCAGUGACACAACUUUCAUUUAUUUAUAUCAGUGACACAACUUUCAUUUAUUUAUAUCAGUGACACAACUUUCAUCUCAGCACAUGCAUUGAUACCAAUGAACCACUCUCAUUUCCAUUGUAAUGUUUGACUGAUUUUUAUCAGAAUCAUUUAUGAUAAUUUUUUUUUUCCUCAGGCAGCCGAUGUGACGUUACAAUUGAUAUUUUUUGAUGGCGAGGAAGCCUUCAAAGAGUGGAGGAGCACAGAUUCUCUGUACGGUGCCAGGCAUCUAGCUGAGAAGUGGGGGGGAGAAAAACUUGGAAAUAAUCCAGAGGAAACAAAACUGAAAGCUAUAGUAUGUAGCCCUUAAAUACUUUGUCUUGUUUCCAUAUCUCUUAAUUGACCUUUUUAUCAAAGAGUCAUAUAACCUGUUACUUAAAAGAGUCAUAUAACCUGUUAGUUAAAAGAGUCAUAUAACCGUUAGUUAAAAGAGUCAUAUAACCUGUUAGUUAAAAGAGUCAUAUAACCAUUAGUUUAAAAGAGUCAUAUAACCUGUUAGUUAAAAGAGUCAUAUAACUGGUUAGUUAAAAGAGUCAUAUAACCUGUUACGGUAGUUAAAAAAGUCAUAUAACCGGUUAGUUAAAAGAGUCAUAUAACCUGUUAGUUAAAAUAGUUAAAAGAGUCAUAUAACCUGUUAGUUAAAAGAGUCAUAUAACCGUUAGUUAAAAGAGUCAUAUAACCUGUUAGUUAAAAGAGUCAUAUAACCAUUAGUUUAAAAGAGUCAUAUAACCUGUUAGUUAAAAGAGUCAUAUAACUGGUUAGUUAAAAGAGUCAUAUAACCUGUUACGGUAGUUAAAAAAGUCAUAUAACCGGUUAGUUAAAAGAGUCAUAUAACCUGUUAGUUAAAAUAGUUAAAAGAGUCAUAUAACCUGUUAGUUAAAAUAGUUAAAAGAGUCAUAUAACCGGUCAGUUAACAGACAUCAGAUGCUUUGAGAGUAUCAGCUGCCUUUCUGGUUUUUUAUUAUAAUUUAAAAAUCAUAUAAUGUUAUUAUUUGCAGCGUGAAUUUAUUCUGUUGGAUUUGAUUGGCACUACAGACACACAGUUUAUGCAGCAGUUUACUACUACUUCAGAGCUGUACAAAAAUCUGGUUAAAACAGGUAUUAUUUCUCUCAUGUGGUACGCUCUUCACACGCGGAGAUGACCAAGGCAAUUUAUGACUUGAGUAGUAGGCUUGACUUGAGCUGUAUUUUGUUUCAAUGAGGGAGAGUUGCUCAAUUCAUCCGCCUCACUCUCUUGUCCGUGCCUGUUUGAUCCUAUGGCAAGACUUAGUCUAGACGACUGGAAAUAGACCAGGAAGCAGUAGAUGACCAGCAGUGUGAAUGUGUGUGUUUCAGUCCUAAGUUUGUGGACUAGAGUUCAAUCUCCAGCAAAUCCUAGACAAGCAAAAACAACACCAGUACUGUGAGUACAAAACAAAGUUUGGCCUAACAAGUGGGGUGGGGGGGAUGAGGGCAAUAUGUAACCUGCUUUACGUGCUGGGUGGCUGAGCGGUCCAAACUCGGCCAAUAACAAAGCUUGUGGACUGGAGUUCAGUCCCCAUCAAAUGAGUAGACAAGCAUAAACAACACCAUGACCCCCGGAUCGUGGGACUCAUUAGUGAAAUUCAAGAAACACUGCUGGUCCUGGUCAAUUACUGCAUCCUGGUCUAUCACGACUCGUCUUGACUAAGUCUUGCCAUUGGAUCAAAUAGGCAAGGAUGAGAGAGUGAGGCUGGGGAAUUGAGCAACUCACUCUUACUUUAAACAAAGUACAGCUCAAGUCAAGGCUACUCCUCAAGUCAAAUAUUGCCUUGGUCAUCUUCGCUUGCAAAGGAUGAACAAUAAUAUUAAUUGUGUUAACUGUUGAUAUCUUUUUCAAGUUACUACUUUAAUAUUUUUGAACAAUAAAUACAAAUUUUUAUAUUAUAACCAAGUUGAAGAAAGAAUAAAAGUUAUCACAAAAGAUACUAAUCAUUGUGCUUCUAUUUUUAGAGAAUCAUUUGCGUCAAAAUGGUUACCUGACCAAUGAACAUCCACAAAAAAUAUUUACAGACCGAGAAGGUUUUGGGGGUAUAGAAGAUGAUCAUAAGCCUUUCUUGGAAAGAGGUUAGUAAUAGAAAUGGUGUUAAUUUAUUAUCUAUUUCAUCAUGCAGUGAAAGCUUUUUUAAAAUAAAUUACUUAUUUAUAAAGUCUUGAAAAUAUUCUACAAAAUCUGAGUUUUACCUAUUUAGAGACCUUUAAACUUUAAUAUUAUUUGAAUUUUACCAUCUUCAUAUGAAUUUGUCAGAAUUUUCCAGUGUGUCUGUAUAGUUACAAGUUUUUUUUAACCUUAUGAACAUCAGAUCAUUUCUUACUUACUUACUUACUGGCUUUUGCUCCCUUGCGAAAAAUAAAUAUUUAAAACAAAAACAAGACAUUGACAAUGUUGGAAUAACAGACACAUAUUAAUCUCCCAUAACUGUCACAUAGCUGUCACAUAAAUGUCAUAUAACUUGUCACAUAAAUCUCACAUUGUCACAAAUCUUUUUUUUUUCCUUAUUUCUAAAACUUUGAUCAUUUCAAAAUAAUUAAUGUGUCUGCAUUUCCUGGUUUGAAUUUUAUGAAAAUUAACUUCCAUUGGUAAUAAAAGUUCUAAUUUUUCCAUAUAUAUAAGACAAUAGAAAAAAUUCCUGAAACAUCAUAAUAACAGUUAACCAUAAAUAACAUAAACUCUCAAACUGACAUAAAUUUAAAUGCACUAGUAAAUGUAUAAUUUACAGUUCAAAUAUUUUAAAAAACUAUUUAUGAAAUAUUUACUCAGUGUGAAAUGAGGACCUACUAUUUUUGUGUUAUUAAUUUGUAUUUUUUGUGUUAAAAAUCUUGUUUUUUUAAAAUAUUUCUCAUUCAGGUGUGGAUAUUCUCCAUCUUAUAUCCACCCCCUUCCCAUCGGUAUGGCACAAAAUGGAAGAUGACUUUGCACAUCUUGACUUCAACCUUAUUGAUGACUUCAGCCGCAUUUUCAGAGUGUUUAUAUCCAACCUGCUACAUUUAAUUCCUGAGGCUCCCAGCUGUCGUAAAAAGUAGGCAUGGUCACCAUCUUUGAUAAAUAUUAAAUCCUAGCAUAUCAUUAUUCUGAUUACAAAGUUAGAAAUAAAGCAAGUUAUCAGAAACAGAUUUUAUUGCUCAGCAAUUAAAGUUAGGCGAUGACUGGUGGAAAAGUUGAAUAAAAAUCCUUGGGAGUGUAUUUCUAAAAAAAAAAAAAGAAAUAGUUUUUAUAUUAUCAUAAAUUGAAAAGAUGCAUUAUAAAUCACACGAUAUUUACAUAAGAAAUAACUGAAGGGUAUUCUUGCCUUAUAAAAGACAUUCCAAAGACUCAGACAUAUCCAAAUAUUGAGCUAAUAUACUUUAAAUUAGUUGAAGAAUUCUAAAAAUUUAACACUGAAAAUGUAAACAUUUCUUACAUUCUGUGUAUCAGUUAAGAUGUUUAAGAGCAUUCAUUAAAAAAUUGAUAGUGGAUCUUUAGUAGAUCUUGCUGCUACAUAUGAUCUACUUUAGAAAAAAAUGAAAAGCAGCUUAAUGUUCAAAAAAAUUAAAUUAUCUUCAAAUAAUAAUUUUUAAUUUCAUAUAUUAUUGAGAUCGAAGAGUUUAUUAUUUAUUUUAGCUUUACACAAACAAUUAUUUCAACAUUCCAAAUUUGAAAAUAUUUCUCCGCAAUCUAAAAUGAUUUUAAAUCUCUACUCUAUGACUAUAAGCUGAAAAGUAAAAUUUGGGCUUAUAGAAACUCUGUGUUGGCCAUGAUUUGUUAACAAGUUGAGUUGCAAAAAAAGUCACAAAUUGGUGGAAAUAUUUGUAUAUAAAGAAAUUAAUUUUUUUUUCUGGACAUUGCUCUUAUUAAAAAAAAAAAAACCCAUAUAUUUCUAUAACACUUACGAGGUGUUUGACAGUCUUUUAUGUAUACAUUUUAGUGUCCUGCAGGAUAACAAUAAAAUAUUUGUGUAAAAUAUUUUUCUCGCCUCAACCAAGAGGAAACAAUAGGAGUAAUUUACUUGACAGGGCAACCCUGUUGUUAAUUUGUAGAGUUAUUUGGUUGAUGGCCCGACAUAUUUCUUCAUUUCAGAUUCUGAAAUUCAUAAUGUCAAUGGUAAAUUUAAAUAUUAACAUAAUUUUGAAAUAUUAAAAGCUGUAUACAAAAUCUAAGCUCUGUAUCAAAAUCUCAUCUUGUAUCUGAAUUUUAUACACAAAUAAAAAUCCAUAGAUAAAUGAAUGGAAAGUUAUUAAAAAUAAGUUUGAAAAAAUUUGCUCCUAUCUACUCUUUGUGUAAAAUCUCUUGGCCAGCAGGUAGUUCCAUUUUUAAAAUUGGAUGUUCCAGAAAUCUUUGAUAUUUAUUUAUAAAAUGAUUGUAAAAUGACCAAAUUUGAGUUGCCAAUUUUAUUGAAACAAUGCUAAAAAAAAGCAAAAACAUUCUCAGUGUACAUUGAUACCAGGUAGUUCAAUAUAUUAUGAACUUAGUUUGAAAAUAUUAAUGAAAUCAGAACUUUUUUGAUGAAAAGGUUCAUGUGGAAAUGCUUUUAAAAACUUAAAAUUAUUGAAUUCUGAAGUAGGAGAAGUUAAUUUGUCAAGGAUAUGCUCAAAUUUUGAAGGUUUUCUUGUGCUUCAUUGUAAUUUAUUUUUUGGUAAAGGAUAAUAAAUAUUUAAAAAAUGUUUUUUCAAACUUUUAAAAAGUAACAUUUAUACAUCUUAUUAUUUGAUAUGUUUGUUUUUUUGUUCUUGGUGUUCAUAAUGGAUUAAACUAUACAUUAUUUUAAUACAGGUGAUAUUGUUAUAUUCAUGUUACAGUACAUUAAAAUGUGCCUUCAUUUGAAAUCUACAAAUCUAACUUUGUUCAGUUUCAUAGUCCCAAAUUAUACAGGUUAAAAAUUUUAGGGAUAUUUGGAGCGUCAUGUCUUAUUCAGAAUAAUUCUUAAAAUUUGACGUCUAAUACAUGGUAUAAAAAUCUAUAGGCUAUGCACAAACUGCUAGCAUCAUUUGUGAUAAAUCUAUGACAUAAUUUAAUUCGAUAUUUUUUUAGAAUUUUAUAAUUUAACUUACUUGUUUUUAUGGUGCUGAUGCAAUUCGGCUACCCAUAACUUACACAGACGAGUUCAGGAGUCAUUGCGUUUAAAAGCUGUUUUGAUCUUGCAAUGUUUUUUGUAAAUACUAUUCCUUGUGCCAUAAAAGAUAUUAUUUACCCAAACUUUAGUUAUAGAUCACAUGAUAUUUAACCCCUGAUGUGCAUAAUAAUAUUUGGUGCUGGUUAAUUUUUGGGUUGAGAAAUUUAUAAAAUAUACAAUUAAAAGAAUUAAUCGUACAAAUGUAUUAUUAAAGUUAAAUGGAUAUUAUUAAAGUUAUAUGGUUGAAAUUACUAACACUAACACAUGUAAGGAGUUUAAAUAAAAUUUGUUAUAACAUCUUUGUUCAAUUAUUGUUUAAAAUGUUAUACUUUCAUUUAAUAACCUGAAAUGCAAACAGCUGUUGAAAGGAAAUGUAGAAAGAGGCAGAGGAAAAGCUUAGACUAUUUAAAAUUAUAAAAUUGUUAAGUUUAAGAUUAACCCAAAAUCAAUGUGUGAAAAUAAAAAUCUUCACUGAAAAUUUGUUUGUGCAAGGAAUUUUGAAGUUUUUUUUUUGGUCAUAUAAUUGUUAUGUCCUCUUUUGUUCAUUUGUUAUAAAAAGUUAUAUAAACUGGAGCUUUGGCAGAAGGAAAUGUAUGUCUUAAUUUUAUGAGCAUUUGUAAUGAAUAGUUUCCAGCUUUGAGAAUGAGAGAAAAAUUCAACGAGAAAUCUUUAAAGACUUGUCUAUUUCUAAAUUGUAAUUUUUUUUUUUUUUUAAUUAAUUUUAUUCUAAAUGAACACCUGUAUGCAUAAAUAAUUUACCAUUAUAAAUAUAAGAACAGCUUUUGUAAAACAUUAACUUUUGUAUGCUUUUGUUGCCUUUUUGGCCACAAAUUGUAUAAAAUACCACCUGAUAUCAAGAUUGUUUUAGUGAAAUGCCUCGAGUAGAUCAAAAUGUCCAUGUUUUAUUCAUCUUGGAAUUUUCAAAUACUAAAUGUAGGUAAAAAAAUUGUUUUUUUCGGUUGAUAUUUAGAUUCCCAUUCAAACAAAUUAGAAUGUCUGAUGUAUGACACUUAUAAGCAUAUAUUUAUUACUUUCAUCUGUACAUAAAUCCUUAUGUCAUAAUUUUAAAAACAAAUCCCAAGACCAUUUAUAAAUAUUGAUAGAAUUAAUCUUGAAUCUUUCUUGAGUAAUCCACUUUUGAAAUUCCUCUUGUUAAUUGUUGCAUUUUAAAAAUAAAAAUACUUACAGGUACAGUGCAUUUUCUAAACUUUUGACCAAAAAUUAAAACUUGUUACACACUGUCUCUCUUUCUUCAUCUGGGCAGGACUCAAACAGAACUGUGAUAGUUUACGCAAUCAAGAGUUCUCCGUCCAUAAUGGUUACACAGAUGUGCUGUCAGAUUUUAUCCUCCGCCUCCAAUUUUGAUUUUCUAUGGUGUUGGUUUAUUAUUUAAACUACAAAUUUAAAGUGGUUAGAUUUGAAUUUGAAGCAUGUUUCUUGUAUAUAUAUUGUAGCCUUAAUCAAUAACUUAAUCAAUUUCAUUCAUUAAUAAGGAAUAAUACCAAUGCUGUGUUAAUUUAGAUAAUUUGAUGAAGGAACUCCCCUUCUUGUUAUUGUACAAUUUUUUUAACUGGUAAAAAAAAUAAAUCAUUUUGGCUUUCAUAUUUUUAAAAAUGUAUUUAUUGUUUUUUCUCUGUGUCAUAAAUUUACUGCUUAUAUUCCUAUAUUUUGCAAAAGAAAUAUGACGAGUGACUAAUCAAAAUUUUGAUAUUUAUUUACUUUAGACCCUAUGCUCAAAAUAAAAGUGGACCUUGUCACACUCAUCUUUUCCAAAAAAUGUUUUCUAUGUAAAAAAAUAUAUUUAACUUUUAAAAUUAUUCAGUUAUUUUUUUAAUUUUUUAUUACAGACAUUCCUUAUUUUAUAGAUUUGCUUAUCACAAGAGAAACUUGUAUUGAGUUUUCCACUGUUGCACAAAUGAACUAAGUAAGGAGAUAGACAGAUAACUCUAUGUAAACCAGUCCGUGUGCAUGGCACUCAUGACAAAAUAUGUAUGUGUUUAAAACUUUUUAAGUUGGAAACAGAAAUCCCUUUUUAGGAAUAGCUUUUUCACUAUAAUCAAUUAUUUUUCUGUUGAGCAUCCUUUACUUUAAAUGAGUUAAUGCUUAAUGGAAACAUCUUUGUAUGGUCUCUUCUUAUUUCUAACCUUCCUUGUUCUUGAUAUCUCUCAUUUAACCUACCUUUGGUACUGUAUUUAUUAAUUUCUUUUAUUAAUGGUGAUAGGAUUGGGAACCAUUGGCAUUCAAAUACAUUUUUUGAAACA
Messenger RNA from Lymnaea stagnalis (great pond snail), 13351 nucleotides. The record is from the annotation of a GenBank genome assembly. NCBI's taxonomy places the organism in Eukaryota, Metazoa, Mollusca, Gastropoda, Lymnaeidae.